Molecule: messenger RNA, 1157 nt
Organism: Diuraphis noxia (Russian wheat aphid)
Lineage: Eukaryota; Metazoa; Arthropoda; Insecta; Hemiptera; Aphididae
Source: RefSeq, a predicted model, not a curated record
CCUACCCAGUGUACUCUGCCCAAUGACUUCGUUGUUUUGAURUUAUUAUUACUGUUACUAUUACCGUUAUCGUGAAGCUUUAAGCCGAGCUGUAGACGUUAUAUUUGCUGACAAAGUGAUCUAUGAUCAUUACCUAUGAUAUUAUAAUAUUGUGUUGUCCUACUUGCAUCUUGGAAAUCGCGUAGGCGGACAUCGCACGAGCACCAAGUGUCACAGGUUGACRUUGUUCAUUAAGUAUAAUUUAAUGCAAAUUAUAAACAUGUACAAACCAAUUCGUCCAAGGAGAAACAGCUUACCAAGCAAUGUACAUAGAAGUAAAACAAAAAACGUACCUAAAGCAGAAUUCAGUCCCUCUAAAAAUUCUAAAGUUAAUGAAUCAAAGAAAUCAAAAUCAAAAAUGCCUAAUUGCGUUAAACAGCUAAAUUAUAAUGAAUCUAAUCCAACAAAUGUWAGGAAAUUCAUGGAUCAUAGUUUGUCGGACGGAGAUGAAAUUAUGGAUAGUAAAACAAAUUUACAUAAAGUUGCUAAAAAUAACCAAAUAAUAAAAAAUAGAAGACCUCAAUUGUUAUGCUCACAGCCUAUUGACACUCCGAAUAAAUAUCUACCAGAAGUGCCAUUACAUCACACUCCCCCAUCUUACGAAUCCCCUCAAAGAUAUGGUACUUACAAAAAAUUUAAAGAAGAUGAUAUAGAGCAAUUGGUUAUUGAAAAAUAUGCCCUGCUCAAACAACUUAUGAACAUUGAUGAACGAUGCGGCUCACCUAAUGGUGAUAACUUUUAUGCUGGUGCCAAAUUCAAUAACUGUCCGUCUCCUGGAGAUUUGCCAUUACCACCAAUGCAAUGGCUUAAUUCUUGUCAAGCACAAGCAAAAUCUAUGCAAAAAUCACCUCCUAUCUUCAACAUAACUAUCUAAGAUAUUCUUCAGAAUCUAAAUGUUGACAAAUGUUUUUUAUUUCAUUAUUAAUAUUAUUAUUAUUAUUAUUUGAUUUUACAUAACACUAAUUGUGAUUUUUUAUCACCAUAGUGUAUUCCCCUUCACCUUACUACCUAUGUAAAUUUUAAAUAUAAUUGUAUGUGACCCCCUUACCCGUAUUCAUGAUGAAGUUGUCUUUUAAAUAUUUUCAACAUUUUAGUUAAAUUUUAUAUGUAUUAAUAAC